Molecule: messenger RNA, 2052 nt
Organism: Culex quinquefasciatus (southern house mosquito)
Lineage: Eukaryota; Metazoa; Arthropoda; Insecta; Diptera; Culicidae
Gene: Not10
Product: CCR4-NOT transcription complex subunit 10
Exons: 2
Coding region: 87-1988 (633 amino acids)
Biological process (GO): negative regulation of translation; mRNA catabolic process
Cellular component (GO): CCR4-NOT complex
Molecular function (GO): protein binding
Source: RefSeq, a predicted model, not a curated record
UCAAACGACAUCAUCACAACACAAAUUUCGCGCAGGUGUUUUUCGUGAAAUACCUUCGUAAUUUUGCAGCGUAAUUCCGCGGCAGGAUGGCAGAACCGACCGGCGAGGGAAAGCCUAAAAUCUCCGAUCAUGAGAGCGAACUGGAGGUGGCCGCAUUCAGCGAGUUCCAAAAGGCCGAGUACCCGCAGUGUCUGCAGACGUUGGUGAAGCUGCAAAAGACGCAGGACUCGAACCCGAAGGUCAUCCACAACCGUGCGGUGGCCGAGUUCUACAUCAGCGACCUGCGCCGGUACGACCUGUUCCGCAAGACGAUGAUCCAGAUCACGGAACUGGUGGGGGAGAUUCACACGGUGAACGUGAAACAUCCGGAGCUGGCGGCGGCCUACGUGAACCAGGCGAUCGUGUUGUACCACUUUCGGCAGCCGCUCGGUGCGCUGAAGAUCAUGCUGGCCGUGAUGGCGCACUUUGACCAGUUGGACGAUUAUCUACUGAGGAAGGCCGGGAUAUUUACGGUGCAUCUGCUGCUGGACACGAACCAGCCCAAGAAGGCAAACGGCCUGCUGGCGAUGUUAAUUUCGCGACUGUGCAUCCGAGUGCAGGACAUUUUGAGUUCCGACGAUGAAGAGGAACGUCCUCAGCUGGACAACGAAAGUCGGAAGGACAUUUCCGAGAUUCAGUUUGAAGAGUUUAGGAAAGAAUUCCGGUUGAUUCUGAUCCGAUCGAAUCUGCUGAACGGAAAGAAGAACUUUAUAAUCCCAUGUGAAGAUACAGCGGAAUUUUCAAUUUUAAAGGGUCAUCAGUACUACUUGGGAAACGAUUAUCAAAUGGCCGCGAAGGAGCUGGCCAAAAGAUUUGUGAACGAACCGGUGCGAGUGGCAACGCAUGGCGAGGAUCAGAACACAUGCCUGGCAAACAACAUGGGCCUAAUUCACUUUGCGGUGAAACAUUACGCGCUGGCGGCAAGAUUCUUCCAGCAAUCGUUGCUGUUUGACCAAUCUGCCACGGAAAACGCCUCAACGGAGAAGGUCGAAGGAUCCCCGCUGCAUUGCGUUGGCGCUACGAAGCGUCCGGAAAUUCUCUACAACCACGGAAUAACGCUACUUUACCUCCAAAAGCCGAAGGAGGCCUUCGAAUGUCUGCUGGUCGUGCUUAAUUCGUACCACAACAAUCCCAGAUUGUGGCUUCGGUUGGCCGAGUGUUGCAUCAUGGUUCACCAGCAAAACCAAAAAGAACAGCUCAAGAACAUGACCCAGGUGGUUCUCCAACGCCGGAAGUACCUCCGCAAGCAGCCUUUCAACGCCGAAGACCAAUCGGCCGCAAUCCCAAGCACCACCCUAGAAUUCGCAUCCCUCUGCCUGCGAAACGCCGUCACUCUGAUCGAGUUCCACUCCGGUGAACUGGCCAAACAAGCGGAAGCCGCCGACAAGCCCGGCCCCUGGGACAAAGCGUACGAAGGCGUCCCGUGCAAUCCGUCGCAACCGCUGAAAGCCGCCAGCCUGGAAAAGCUCAAAAUCGCCACCCUCAGCGCGUUCAGCUACGUCCAGCUCUGCCUUGGAGAUUACACGCUGGCACUCAAAUACGCCCAAGAAACCCUCGCGAUCGCCGACCUACCCGAAACGCACCAAACCCUGGCCACGAUGUACUGCGGCGAGGCGCUCGUCAUGAUGGACCGCGUCCCGGAAGCCCUCGUCUAUCUCGAUCCGAAGCACAUGGCCCACCUCAAGGGCGAGGACUUUGUGACGCGCGGAUCGCCAAAUUGGGCGGUCAACUCGCUGGAAGCGGCCCAGGCCGUCAUGCACUACAACUUUGCCGUGACGUUGUUCGCCCUCGGGGAUUACGAAAAGGCCAAGGUUUACAUGGAGGCGUGUGCCGUCCAUCCGGUCGUGUUGCCCCACCUAAAGAUGCUGAAAAUGUACGCCGAGCUGGUGUUUGGGAACACCGAUAAGGUGAAGUUGAUGGUGCGGUACGAUGCGCCGCAUUUGAUUUAGGAGGCGGGUGAAACAAUAAAUUGUACAUAUUAUGAUUGUGUAUUAAAAAUCGAAUUAGAUAACU